UUCAGAAGAUAUGUCUCUUGAAAUCGAAUCAUCAGAUGUCGUUCGUCUUAUCGAACAGUUUCUGAAGGAAAACAACUUAAAGAGAACGUUGCAGGUUCUCCAAGAGGAAAGUACGAUAUCUCUCAACACUGUUGACAACCUUGAAAAGUUUACAAAUGAUAUUAUAUCAGGCCACUGGGACAUAGUCUUGGAGGCCAUACAACCCCUGAAGUUACCAGAUAAAACCCUGAUCGAACUCUAUGAGCAGAUUGUACUGGAGCUCAUUGAGUUGCGAGAACUAGGGGCAGCGAGGACUUUGUUGAGACAAACAGAACCAAUGAAGUUAAUGAAGCAACAGUUCCCUGACAGGUUUGUGAACCUGGAGAAUUUACUGACUCGGUCAUACUUCGAUCCGCGUGAAGUUUAUACCGGCGGAAGUUCGAAGGAAAAGCGCCGUCAAGCCAUCGCAGACGCACUGUCUAACGAAGUCACCGUAGUACCAUCAUCGAGACUCCUCGCCUUGCUUACGCAGGCGUUAAAAUGGCAGCAAUAUCAAGGAUUGCUUCCUCCGGGAACCGUUAUUGAUGUAUUCCGAGGAAAAGCGGCUGUAAAAGAAUUGGAAGAGGAAAAGUACCCUACUCAGAUGUCAAAGUUGAUCAAAUUUGGCCAAACUUCGCACGUUGAGUGCUGUACUUUUUCGCCGGAUGGUCAGUACUUAGUUACGGGAAGCGUCGAUGGCUUUAUAGAAGUUUGGAAUUUUCAAACUGGAAAAAUUAGAAAGGAUCUCAAAUACCAGGCUGCCGAGAACUUCAUGUUGAUGGACGACGCAGUUUUGUCUUUAGCGUUCAGUACCGAUUCCGAAAUGUUAGCGAGUGGAUCCCAAGAUGGGAAAAUUAAAGUAUGGAAGAUCCAAACUGGACAAUGUCUGAGACGAUUCGAGAAGGCGCACAGCAAGGGCGUGACGUCAAUCAACUUCUCAAAAGACUCAAGUCAGUUGCUGACUGGGUCUUUCGACCAGCUUAUUCGAAUCCAGGGUCUGAAAUCGGGAAAGAUCCUCAAAGAGUUUAAAGGUCACACAUCUUUUGUGAACUGUGCCAUUUUUUCCGCCGAUGGACACUACAUCCUAAGUGCAUCAUCAGACGGGUCAGUAAAAAUCUGGAGCGUGAAAACGAACGAAUGUAUAAACACAUUCAAGUCGAUUGGUGGAGGCGACAUUCCGGUCAAUAGUGUCCAUCUCCUGGCUAAGAACGCGGAUCAUUUUGUCGUGUGCAAUAAAUCGAGUACAUUGGUCAUUAUGAAUAUACAAGGACAUGUAGUUAGGAGUUUCACCUCGGGAAAGCGGGAGGGCGGAGACUUUUGUUGUUGCGAGGUAUCACCCCGAGGCGAAUGGGUCUAUUGCAUUGCAGAUGACAAGGUGCUUUAUUGCUUCAGCACAACUACAGGAAAAUUGGAACGAACUUUAACCGUCCACGAAAAAGACGUAAUUGGGAUAGCGCAUCACCCACAUAAUAAUCUGAUUUCGACUUUUGCUGAAGACGGAUUGCUUAAACUGUGGAAACCAUGAAAAAUUUAAAAAAAGGAUAUAUGAUAUGCUUCGUGCUUGGAAUAAACUUCUCAGUAUAUUUUAAUAGCAGCAAGCACAGAUAUGCUUCCUGUAAUUGUAUUUUUCGGAGAAUUAGUUGUUCUUGUUUUCAAAUUUAAAAGUUCCUUGUCUCA
Messenger RNA from Symsagittifera roscoffensis, 1695 nucleotides. Its product is annotated as WD40 repeat-containing protein SMU1-like. The transcript has a single exon. The record is from RefSeq and is a predicted model, not a curated record. Lineage: Eukaryota; Metazoa; Xenacoelomorpha; Acoela; Convolutidae. Gene Ontology annotation, biological process: mRNA splicing, via spliceosome. The coding region runs from base 11 to 1543 and encodes 510 amino acids. Gene Ontology annotation, cellular component: precatalytic spliceosome. Gene Ontology annotation, molecular function: protein binding.